AUUCAUGCGCUAUGCUAGCAGCGUACGCGAAAGUCGACUUAAGUCAAGGUCACGGCUAGAAAGUCAAGCGCACUCGAGAUGCUCGUUUUAAGAAUGUUAACAUGUGUGAAUACCGUUAAACCUACAUUUCCAGCGCGUCGUGAAGAUGUCCGAAAACCCAAAACCCCAAAAAGAGGAGCAACCCGAACGUCCCACGACGGUGCAGACCUUCGUGUCCCAAUAUGAAAAAUAUUACGGGCUCUCCGUACUAAUCGCUGUGGUUUCCAUAAUUACGAUAUUGAUAAUAGCAGCGGACGAGUGCAGAACGUGCUUCAACAAACUGGAAGAAGCGCAAGGUAUAAAUGGUGAAGGAUUGAAGACGUACUGGGUUUACGGCAGAAACGUCGAGAGUGGGUACUUGAGGCACGUGUUCAAGAUUUUGGACAGUUUGGGAUACAAAAACGAGCCGAAUUCGACGAACUGGGAUUUGUUAUGGGCCCACGAUUAUCCGUUUCGGAAAUUGUAUCCGGUUUUGAGUAAUCUGAGGCCGCAUCAGAGGGUUAAUCAUUUUCCUGGUUGUGGCUAUAUUACAAACAAGGUGGAUUUGGCGGUCAGCAAACUCAAAUAUAUACCACCGGCGUUCCGGCUACCUGAAGACAAAGAAGAGUUUUUGAGAUACGCCACGACACACCCGAGUGCCAGUUUUGUCCAGAAAAACAACGACCACAGAAAUAUAAAAGUGAAGAAUGUGUCGGAUAUUGAGUUGGAUUCAGAGGGGACUUUUGUGCAAGAGUUUGUCGAUAGACCGUUGUUAGUGAGCGGGCACAAGUUUGAUAUAGGGAUUUACACGAUUAUCACCUCUUUGGAUCCUCUUAGGGUCUAUAUCUACAACGGAGACGCGCUUUUAAGAUUUUGUCCGGUCAAGUACUACCCCUUCGACCCCCAAAACCUCGACAAGUACGUAGUAGGCGACGACUACCUCCCCAUCUGGCAAAUCCCCGCCCUCGACUACUACUACAACGACCUCGGCUUCGGCAUGCGCGAAAGCCUCAACGCCUUCCUGCGCUCCAAGGGCCAAAACCCCCAAAAAAUGUGGGACCAAAUCGAAGACGCCAUCCGCACCCUCGCCCUCGCCAAAGAGCCCCGAAUCGUCGACGUUGUCAACAAGUUCAAGUCCAAGCAUAACUUCUUCGAGAUGAUGCGCAUCGACUUCGUCGUCGACGAAGACCUGAACGUGUACCUGCUGGAGGCCAACAUGAGCCCCAACUUGUCGUCGGCGCACUACCCCCCCAACCAGCUGCUGUACGAGCAGGUCUUGUACAACAUGAUGGGGUUGCUGGGGCUGGGGGAGCGCGUCCGCAAGGACUCUCUCGCCGUCAGAUUGCAGUCAGAGGAGGACAUGAUUGUUUCUGAUAAGCAGCUGGCGACGUUCCCCAAGGAGUGCAGCAGUGUGGUGUGCAAGAGUAGCUGCGUUUCGCCGGUUUGUCAGCUGUGUAGGCCGUGCUUGUCGUGGGAGACUCGGGAGGAUUUGGUGAGGGCGUACAAGGAGCACGUUAAUCGGGGGGAGUGCAAGAGGAUAUUUCCCCCUAGCCAGUUAAACCCCGGAAGCGACGUCAAUUUGGAGGAAUACUCCGCCGAAAACCAGCUGCACUAUCGGUGGUUCUUGGGCAAGUGCCAGCUGGACUCCACGUGGUGUUAAUCACUUCUAACACCAUCCAAAAAGAAAGAAUCUUUACAUUUCGUGUAAUAAAUUGUACCAUAAAAGUUAGCAAUAAACGAUUUCCUGCG
Molecule: messenger RNA, 1767 nt
Organism: Zophobas morio
Lineage: Eukaryota; Metazoa; Arthropoda; Insecta; Coleoptera; Tenebrionidae
Gene: TTLL15
Product: probable tubulin polyglutamylase ttll-15
Exons: 6
Coding region: 146-1678 (510 amino acids)
Biological process (GO): protein modification process
Source: RefSeq, a predicted model, not a curated record